Molecule: messenger RNA, 4554 nt
Organism: Myiozetetes cayanensis
Lineage: Eukaryota; Metazoa; Chordata; Aves; Passeriformes; Tyrannidae
Gene: TMEM80
Product: transmembrane protein 80
Exons: 3
Coding region: 3234-3674 (146 amino acids)
Biological process (GO): non-motile cilium assembly
Cellular component (GO): ciliary transition zone
Source: RefSeq, a predicted model, not a curated record
GGGGAGGGCUCUCCCACCGUACGAGAGGAGACCUCUCGCGGGGGAGCACGACUAGAGCGGGGCGGGGCCCCGACCGAGCCCAGCCCCGGUGCCAUAUCGCGACAGCCCCAACACUGCGGUGAAUCCCCUUAGCAGCGUGAGCAGGGCCUUGGCGCUUGUGCGGGAUUGGGACAACCUCUGUCCCCGGGCAAGCCACUGUCCUGAGCCCGAGAGACCCCCCUGGAAAAUGCAAACCUUGGCUUCCCAUCCCGAACCGUGGGAUUGAGGGGAAGCUCCUCAUUAGCGAGGCCAAAAUGAGUCACUGCCAAUUCUUUCAAACGGGUCAGGGUUCUCUUCUAAAAAUGCACGUUUGCGGCCUGGGGAGGCAGAACUGGUUUGGACAAGUUUUGCCACCCAAGCCCUAAAGGUUCCUCCCGCCGCGUUUGCGCAGGGAGGGGCUGGCGGUGCCGGCAGAGGAGGGAUUCUCUGCCCGGUAAAAGUGAGACCGUUCUUUGAGGACAGGGGUCACGGUCCGCCCGCAGCCACCAUUCCCAGUGUCACUCACAGUCGGUUCUAGAAUCAACACCAGUCCGGAUCAUUGAUAAAGGCGUUGUUGGCUAAAGCACUGAACGGAUACAUUCAGCUGGUUCAGUGAUCCCUUUCCCGGGAUGCUCGGCCUUUCCCUGUGCGGUGUCCCGCUCUCCCCGAGGUGGCAGCACAUCCUCAGGAACAGCGGCUGCCACCCCGGCCCGGGCACCGCCCCUCCCGGGAAAGAACUGAGGGAAUCAGGGCUUAGAAAUGAACCUGGGGAGGGAAUUCCCUGAGGGAAUUCUCUCGGGGCUCCCUGUGUGACUUGUACUAGUGUGACUGGCCCCCGGCACUGGUGCUGCAGCUGCAGGUGUGGAUAUUGAGUCAACACAGAAUCAUGGAAUGGGUUGGGUGGGAAGGGACCUUCAAGCUCAUCCAAGGACACCUUCUACUAGCCCAGGUUGCUCCAAGCCCCAUCCAACCUGGCUUUGGACACUUCCAGGGAUGGGGCAGCCACAGCUUCUCUGGGCAACCUGUGCCGGGGCCUCCCCACCCUCACAGGGAAGGAUUCCUUCCCAAUAUCCCAUCUAACCCUGCUCUCUUGGAGCUUAAAGCCAUUCCACUGGAGUCCCAAACUGGACACCUUAACGAGGUGCCUGGUGUUGGUGGGGAUUCAUUUGGGGCCAGGUGCAUGAAACUGAGGUGCUGAGGACAUGGACCUCAGGGAUCCAGGGAUGAGGAUGGGGAUGUGACAGUGAAAUGGCCUCUCACAGGUGCCUCUGCUCCCUCUGGAACAGCAAUCCCAACUUUGCAAUUCCUCGUGUGUCUGAGGCAGGCCAACAGUAUUAAUGAGGAACUUUAGAGGUGCUGUAGGAGGUUGGUGCCAUCUUGUUCAACGGGAAUUUCAUCUGUUUUUUACUGAAGAUAAUAGGGAAAACAGUGAAAUGUUCUGGUUGGAUCACUGAAAAUCCUUGGUUUGGUUUCUGUGGGCGAUGGGAACACGCUGAGGUUUGACAGGGAAUGACUUUGUGGAGGGAACCAGUUUGGAGGGACGGUGUUUGCAGGGAUGGUGUUUGCAGGGGUGUUACUCAGGGGCACCCAGGAGCCCUGUGCUCUCCACAGACUUUCUCACAAUUUGCAAGCAAAUGGUCCAUUCUAGUUCCCAUGUCUCCCUCCUUCCCGCAUAGUUAGAGGGGAUGAGGUGUCACCUGCUGGGAAAGGACAGGAUGAACAAGUUCUGGAUAAUGCCUGUGCAGUCCUUUAGGCUUUGAAGGAGCCUCAAGUUCCUCAGUGAAAGUGGUUUUUCCCAGCAGGGAUUUCCCCCAAAUUAUUUUAGGCUUCAUCUACUUGAAAAGGUUAUUUUUGGAACCUGAACUCCAGGAUCUGAGGAAACAGUAAAUGUUCCAGUGAGCUGGAAAAAGAGAUCCCUACAGCAUCCUGGUACUGUUGUUUGAAUGUCUCUGCUGCACUUCUGGUAAACAUUUAGACUUAUUUUCUUCUCUUUAUUUUCUCCUUCUCCAUGGAAAGGAAGAACUUCAGAGGUUGUAUCCUUUCUGUGCCAUUCCUGCCCUCGUGUGGGAAUCCUUGGGAAGACUGGCUGAAGUGGAUCCACAUGUCCUGCCCAGGAAAUCUGCACAGUGCUCAUGAGUUUUCCAUUGGAGCCAUCCACAGGAAGCAGAACUGGUACCACAUUUCUUCCACAGGGAGAUGUUUUGUGCAGGUUUAUCUGGGAUCUGGCCCUGAUGAGCUCCCACUCCUGCAGAAACCCCUUUAGCCCCCUGCAGCCGUGGCAGAGGGCUGGAAGCCUCCUUUCUGUCAUCACUUCACUCUCGUUUUCUUAGGAAACAAGGCUAAAAGGUGGAUUUAUGGAGGGGUGGACACGCCCCCGUGCAGCACAGCUCACACACAGCUGACACAGCUCACAAGGGGUAGGAAAAGCAGCUCUCAGUUGUGUUUCCUCCUCUCUCAUGGUAAUUCACCCCACCUUUACUCCUGCCAGGAUCCAGGUAACCCAGGAGGAGACACCCUCAGCUCUAGAGAUUUCCAUGCUUAGAACCUCUCUAGUAAUUUUUUGCUCCACCUUCCUUCAACUGGAAAAACCCCCAAACCUGGUUCUAUGUUAAUGAAAGGAGCUGUUCUGGGAACUGGAAUCCAUCCACGGCGCGUGGGUGGGUUCAGGAGCAGGAUGGGACGUUCCUCCAAAAGAUGCUUGGGAUGAAAUCCCUGCUUGGAGGUAUUCAGAGGAUUUGAGAAGGGCUGGGGGAGAGAGGGGAGUGAGUUAAGUGUGUUCCUUAGGGAUUUGCCUCUCUGAGUGGAGCUGUGGCCGUUCUCAGUCAGGUGACAGCACAGCUUUUCCAUGCUGUGGGCAGGAAGGGGGCCUGGCUGCUGCACAGAGCCACCUCUUCUCCAAACUCCCAGGAAUAUGAUGGACUGCAGGCUGCCAACCCUCUGUCAACUUCCUUAGGGCUGGCUAAGAGGUGUGGAAGUUGUCUGGGGCAAUGUAGACGUGCACCCCCCAUUUCCUCAGGCCGACAGAUACCCGACUACAGACCAAAUAAAGUUCCCUAAAAAAGGAACUACAGCCAAGCCUGAAACAGCAAGCUUUUAUCCCAGCUCCUGGUGUUUGCAGCCUCAAGUUCCUUCCUGAACCCUCCCCACAGGCCAGGCAUAGCUGGACCAUUCAGUAUAAAAAGGCAGAGCGGUAUAUUUUGGGAAAUGGUGAUUUUAUGGAAUGGGUCCCAUCUCCUCUGAGAAUCCUUAACAGCAGUUCUCAGCUGUCAUCGCUUCCCUUACAGAUCCUGUUUUAUGUAAAUGGGAUUUAUUACAUCUUCUACUUCUUGGCAACUCUUGCAAUGAUUGUUUACAAAAGUCAAGUUUUCAGUUAUCCAGAUGAUUUCCUGGCUCCUGAUCUUGCUGUGCUUUUCCUUAUGGCCGUGCUGGAAGCGCCUCGACUGUACUUGGGUUGCAAGGGAAACCUGAGGGAGGAGGAGGGUGCGCUGGGGCUCAGCCUGGGGCUCACGGUGGGCAGCGUGGUACUCAGUGUGUACCUGCUGGCCUGGCAGACCUACGUGCUGUGGGCUGACGUCGUGCUCACCGCGGUGCUGCUCUGUGCCUACGGGCUGGAGUCGGGGCUCAAGGUCAUGGCCAUCGCUGCCUUCGUCAGCUGAGCCCGGCACACUGGCCUUCCACAGCACAGGGGGCUUUCAGUUCAAGCAUUUAGUUCCUUUGCGUGGAGAACUUGUGUUUCAGGUAGAAAUUCUCGGGGCGGAGAUGUCCCUGCAUGGCAGGUGAGACGUCCUGCCCAGCCCCUCCGUGACACUGUCCUACUCCUGGCUUAUUUAUGGGCAAAGGCAAAGGAUGAAUCGGCAAAACCCUCAAUGCUCAGGCACUCACCGGGGAUCAACUCCAGCCCAGGGCAGGAGCCAGUGCAUCAUCCCUGCUGGGGUGGUGGGAGUUUUCGUGGCAUGGCAGCAACGUGCUGCAGCCCAAGUGGCACAGAAGUGAACCAGGCCAGGACUCACUCCUGCCUCGCCACUCACACGGCCGUACAGCUCCUCUGCUGCUCUCAUUUGUGCUUCCAGACCUCAGUGGGAAUUUCCCUGACUUUAGUAGGGCAGAACCUGGUGUAUCCCAGCGGGAGACAGUGGAACUGGGUUUUGUGCAUACCCAGAGAGCUGAGCUGCAGGGUCUGGGCAGCUUUUCUUGCUGACAUGGAGCGUGAGGGGAUGUUUGGGUAAAUAUGAUGGCCUCAAAAUGAACAAAACCAUUCACCACUCACACUGACUUCUUUUUCAAAGUCAAACAGAAUGUUGGCAUGUGGAUUUCUAUUUGGUGUUGAUUACCAUUAUUCUGCAAAAAUUACUACAUUCAAGGCUUGUCUUUUAACUGAAGAACUUGUGCAAGUUCAGAGUUUUUUACUGUAUCAAAAACAUGUGUUAAUGAAAAGCUUGGGGAGUUUGUGGGGUUUUGAAGAAACAGGUUUUAUAUUCAGAAUUUCCUAUUUUUGUAUUUAUUUAUUCAUUCAAAUAAAUAAUGGUUUAGAUCUAA